This is a messenger RNA of Gasterosteus aculeatus aculeatus (three-spined stickleback), 2030 nucleotides long. RefSeq names its product protein phosphatase 1 regulatory subunit 17 (gene ppp1r17). Lineage: Eukaryota; Metazoa; Chordata; Actinopteri; Perciformes; Gasterosteidae. The record is from RefSeq and is a predicted model, not a curated record. Gene Ontology annotation, molecular function: protein serine/threonine phosphatase inhibitor activity. Gene Ontology annotation, biological process: regulation of phosphatase activity.
GCGCCCGUUUCUUUCUUUUACUUUACUUUUCUCUUCAACUCUCAUUCAUUUUUAUUUACUUCCAACCAUCUUUGUAAACCUGCACGUUUAGUAUUUGGUCCUGUUCAUGUUUCAUGCUUGCUUGUAUGUGGAGACGUCUAAUAACCCUGUUACAGCGUCACAUGUGUGUGUGUAAUACUUGGACAUGUACAAAGCAAUAAGAGGUGUAGAUGGAGGUGAUGGAGUACUGCUGUUUGAGGGCUGCGAUCAAAGCUUGUGUCUGAAAGAGACACACACCCCCCACGCACACAUGGGCCUGAAGUGCUUUCUCCUUUGUUGGUGUCAUGAGGUCCACUAAUGAAUAAUGGAUGCUGUGUGUUAUGUGAUCUGGGCCUCAGAGAUGACGACAGGCUGUGUGAGGCCGACCCUGGAGCCUGAACAUGGACCGAUGACACAGGAAGGCAAACGCUGUAAGCACAAUGAGGCGGGCCUGAUGGACAGGAAGUCUGAGAUGCAGGACGAUAAAGGGGACAAGGAGUGCAAAGAGAAGCAGGCGGACCAGAAGAAACCUCGCAGGAAAGACACGCCCAUCCUCCACUGUCCUCCACAUAUACCAGGAGUGACGCUGCUGAAAGCACAGAAGCAGAUGGUCCACGUAGAGGACGAGGAGAAAGACGUGAAGGAAUAAAACUUUUAUUUCCCUUUUAUUCUGUCAAUGAAUUGUCACGGUUUGAGUUCAUGUGCAGUUUUAUUUUGUAGUUUCUUGUCUCCCUGGGUAACGUCACUUCCUGCCUUGUCCUGGCUGUCCCCCGUGAUUGACUGUCGUGUCAUGAUUGUUUCCAGCUGUUUCCAAUCACCUGCACCUCCCAAGUGUAUCUAGGUCAUGUGUGUUUGUUGUCACUGGUCGCGUCAUUGUUAGUUGUUCGUUAGCUCAUGUCCAUGUCACAGUUGUUGUGGUUUCUCGACUACGUUUUACCUUCUUGGAAUUUUUGAGUUUUGGAAUUUUUGACUAUUAAAGUCUGGAAAACUCUGCGUCUGAGUCCUACCUUCCCCAACGUACCGUCCAGACAGAAUGACGCGACCAGAAGAGGAGGCCAUCUCGUGGUCGUCCGGCGGCGGAUCGCACUGGGAGCGGGUGAUGGACCUCGCGGUCCGGCUCUAGGCCACCUACGCUCUCCACGCUCGGCCUCAGCGCACGACGUCCAGCGCUGGGCCGCAGCAGCUUCCCAACACGGCCUCCCGACCCAAGCCCAUGACCCCCCCCAGCCGACGCCCCGAUCCAGGCCCACGACUCUGGUACGGACCCCCGAUUCAAUCCCACGACUCCUGUACCGGCUCCCAGAUUCAAUCCCACGACUCCCGUUCCGGCCCCUCCACUAAAGCCCCCUCCCACCUGUCCCGUGGUCCCCUCCCCCCCAUGGCAGGGGUUGGACCGGCGUCCCAGUGCCCAGCCUCCGUGUCCUGCAGCCGGCGACUCCGGAGGCUUUAUGUGCCGCGCAGUCGGCAACGACUCCGGCUUCCCUCGCCGCGCAGCCGGCAACGACGGCUUCCCGUUCCAGUGUCCUGCAGUCGGCGCCCGGGAGCCAGACUCCUGACCGUCCUCCGGGCCGACCCCCGGAGCCCCCCCCGGCAGUCUGACCGCCCGCCGGGCCGCCCGCCAGGGUUCUCUGGUGUCCCUCCCGCCCCUUGUCUGUUCCUUGCCAGGUUAGGGCCAUCUGGAAUUUGGCCCUUGAGGGGGGAGUUCUGUCACGGUUUGGGUUCAUGUCCGGUUUUAUUUUGUAGUUUCUUGCCUCUUGUCUCCCUAGGUCACGUCACUUCCUGCCUCGUCCUGUCGCCAGUGAUUGUCUGUCGCGUCAUGAUUGUUUCCAGCAAUUUCCAAUCACCUACCCCUCCGUGGUAUUAACGCCAUGUGUGUCACGUCAUUGUUAAUUGUGCGGAAGCCCAUGUCCACGUCAUAGUUCCUGUCUCCUGUUCCUCAACUACGUUUUGCCUUUCUGGAAAUUUGAGUUUGGAUUUUUUGACUAUUAAAGUCCCUUUUUGUUUCUGGAAAA